Molecule: messenger RNA, 1056 nt
Organism: Trichoplax adhaerens
Lineage: Eukaryota; Metazoa; Placozoa; Uniplacotomia; Trichoplacea; Trichoplacidae
Exons: 1
Coding region: 1-1056 (351 amino acids)
Biological process (GO): G protein-coupled receptor signaling pathway
Cellular component (GO): membrane
Molecular function (GO): G protein-coupled receptor activity
Source: RefSeq, a predicted model, not a curated record
AUGACUACGACAUCUCUACCGGACAGCAAUGGAUCAUUUUUAUCAACCACUUCAGCGAAUUCACGAUCUUCGGAUGCUAUAGCUCCAAUCCCUUUUGUGAUGCAUGCUAUCAUAAGCUAUAUCAUAGCUGCUGGCGGAUUUAUCGCUAAUAGUACUAUUAUUAUAGUAAUUCUGCUAUCACGUAGCUUACGAUCCACUAAUAUGUUUAUGUUAUUUUGCAAUUUAGCAACCGCAGACUUUCUAUUAGCCGUUACCAUUCCGUUUACAGGAACAAUUAUGUUAAAUAAAGGUUAUUUUUAUUAUGGUCUCUUUUUAUGCAAAGCUAUACCUGUAAUCCAAACAACGGUUAUUAUCGUUUCUGCCUUAACGUUAGUCGUAGUUAGUAUUGAUCGUUCAUUAGCUAUCGCAAAACCGUUCUUUUUUGAACGUUGGUGUAGUACUAAAGCUAUUGGUUUAGUUAUUUCUCUAAUUUGGAUUUUCAGCUUUACCUUCGCUUCGCCUCAAAUUCAUUUUUUGACCUUAACACCCUAUCAAUAUUGCUAUAUCCGUAUGCAAGCACAGUCUUCUAUAACUUAUUUAAUUUCUGGUAUGAUAAUACAAUUUUUUAUGCCUUUGGUUUCUGGAAUCGUUUCUUAUAUUGUCAUUGGUAAAGUACUACGAAAAUUAAAUCAAUUACCUAUCCAUCUACAGCCUAAUGCACAUCAACUUUGUUACGCUAAACGUCGCGCAAAGACGGCAUUUAUUGUUCUGCUAGUUUAUAUUUUAUCUAGUAUUGGAUUUUAUACUCUACUAUUUAUGGAUGUAGCGCUUCGUACAAGAUUUAAACAAGAUCCAUCCUUGUAUUUUAUCAUGGCCAAUAUCUCAUUUGUAUUUAGAAUGAUUGCUUAUUCUUCAUCGGUGUGGAAUCCUUUUAUAUAUAUGGCAUCAAGUCCAUCUUUUCGUCAAAGCAUUAAAUCGAUAAAAUUUACUUCUACCAUUAUUCCUAUUCGCAGAACAUCAACACUAUUUAUUAUUCGUGAUAGUGGCGGCUGUAUGCGGAAAACAUCGACUAAAUAG